UGAACUACUCCGUAUUGUUGUUGUCAAAGUGAAAACCUCAUCCUAAUUCCUGAAUCCUGAUUCCUGAUCCAAUGGCCUCUUCAACUCCGCCACCGCACUGCGCUCUCACCACCUCUAAAUCCUAUCAAAACCAUAACCUCCACCAUAUCCAGAACAACCUCCAACCAAACCGCCGCCACCGCGGCACCUCUCACAAGGUCUCCUUAAGUCGUCCCCCCAACCCAAGAAAUGCUUCGUCCGGCCACACCGCCGCCUACCCUUCUUUCUCUUCCUCCUCCUCUUUUACACCAGAACUCGGCGCUGACUUCUCCGGCCGCCGCUCUACCCGCUUCGUCUCCAAAAUGCACUUUGGUCGCCCCAAGAUUACUGGCGCUGCCAGCCGCCAUACCCCCGCCGCUGAUGAUGCUCUUGAGGAGGUGCUUCGCUUUGCCGGCGAUGAUUGUGCAUUACACACACUGUUCCUCUCUUUCGACUCCAAGCUCUGCGGCACCGAUGAUUAUAUAUUCUUGCUACGGGAGCUCGGAAAUCGGGGCCAAUGGUCAAUGGGGUUGAGAUGCUUCGAAUUCGCUAUUCGCCGGGAAAGAAGGCGCAAUGAGCAAGGUAAGUUAGCCAGCUCAAUGAUUAGUAUUCUAGGGAGACUGGGGAAAGUUGAUUUGGCAGAGAAAGUGUUUGAAAAUGCAGUAAAUGAGGGGUAUGGUAAUACUGUUUAUGCUUAUUCUGCUUUGAUUAGUGCUUACGCCAAGAGUGGUUGCUGUGAUGAGGCCAUUAGGGUAUUCGGGGCAAUGAAAGACUCCGGCUUGAGACCAAAUUUAGUAACUUACAAUGCUUUGAUCGACGCUUGCUGUAAGGGAGGUGCUGACUUUAAAAGGGCUUUGGAGAUUUUUGAUGAAUUGUUAAGAAAUGGGGUUCAACCGGAUAGGAUAACCUAUAAUUCGCUGCUUGCGGUUUGUAGUGGUGCAGGCUUGUGGGAGACUGCCAGGCGUUUGUUUAGUGAGAUGAUUUAUAGAGGUAUUGAGCAGGACAUUUAUACAUACAAUACGCUUUUGGAUGCUGCUUGUAAUGUGGGGCAAAUUGAUGUUGCUCUGGAGAUUAUGUCUGAGAUGCCUGCAAAGAAUAUUUUUCCAAAUGAAGUGACUUAUAGCACUAUGAUUCGUGGGUGUGCCAAGGUGGGAAAAUUUGAUAGAGCCUUGGGCUUAUUUAAAGAGAUGAAGAGCAAAGGUAUAAAGGCAGAUAGGGUAUCUUAUAACACUUUACUUGCUAUAUAUGCUAGCCUUGGUAGAUUCGAGGAUGCAUUAGAUGUCAGUAAGGAGAUGGAGGGCAUGGGGAUAAAGAAGGAUGUUGUCACUUAUAAUGCCCUUCUGGAUGGGUUUUCCAAACAAGGGAUGUAUAAUAAGGUUAAGGAGUUCUUUGCCAAAAUGAAACAAGAAAAUCUUUCACCAAACUUGCUAACAUACUCAACAUUAAUUAGUGUGUACUUCAAAGGAGGUUUAUAUCAGGAGGCUGUGGAGGUUUAUAAGGAGUUUAAGCGACAAGACCUGAAGGCAGAUGUUGUUUUCUAUAGUAAACUUAUUGAUUCCCUGUGUAAGAAAGGUCAUGUUGAGUCUGCUUCUUUGUUGAUUGAUGAGAUGAUGAAGGAGGGAAUACUACCAAAUGUUGUUACAUAUAAUUCUAUAAUCAAUGCCUUUGGUUUGGAUCCAAGCAUUGUAUGUUGUUCAUUGGAUGGCAUCACCAAGGUUGAAUCCUCCUCAACAGCUGUGGUUUCCAGAGAAGUUAAGACAAUGAGGAGGGGGGAUGAUAGAGAGGAAUCAGAUGACUGCAUCAUAAAGAUCUUCAAACAGUUAGCUACUGGGAAAUCUGUCAACUUAAAUAAUAACAAAACUUACAGACAGGACUUGCUUUGUGUAUUGGGAAUUUUCCAUAAGAUGCAUGAAUUGGAAAUAAAACCAAAUGUUGUCACUUUUUCGGCAAUCUUGAAUGCUUGCAGCCGUUGUAGUUCAUUUGAAGAAGCGUCAUUGUUGUUGGAGGAACUCCGAAUAUUUGAUAAUCAUGUUUAUGGAGUGGCACAUGGACUUCUCAUGGGUCAUUGUGAAGAUGUAUGGGUGCAAGCUCUAUCUCUUUUUGAUGAGGUGAAGCAGAUGGACUCCUCAACUGCAUCUGCAUUCUAUAAUGCUUUGACUGACAUGCUGUGGCAUUUUGGUCAGAGACGGGGUGCACAAUUGGUUGUGCUAGAAGGUAAACGUCGGAAUGUGUGGGAAAAUACGUGGUCCAAUUCAUGCUUGGAUCUGCAUUUGAUGUCUUCGGGGGCUGCACGUGCUAUGGUGCAUGCAUGGCUGCUUAGCAUACGCACCAUUGUUUUUGAAGGGAAUGAGCUACCAAAGUGGUUGAGCAUUUUGACAGGAUGGGGUAAGCACAGCAAGGUAAUGGGAGAUGGGGCGCUGAAGCGUGCCAUUGAAGCGCUGCUCAACAGCAUUGGAGCACCAUUUGAGAUAGCAAAGUGUAAUAUCGGGAGAUUUGUAUCAUCGGGGGCUGUCGUCGCAGCCUGGUUGAAGGAAUCAGGCACACUCAAGGUGCUUCUGCUUCAGGAUGACAGGACACCACCACUGGAAACCACCACAUCCACAUUUAAUAAUUGCAUUCCAAUUUCAUAGCCUAGCCUAGCAUAGCCCUAGUCCCGUUGUUGUUGUAUCAUCAUAUCCAUGACAUGGUGAUUGGUAUUUUUUUUUUUUUUUUUUUUGGGGUUGAUAUGUAAGUAUAGGCUAUUUAUUUAUGUUUGUUGUUGCGGGUGGCAGAACGGCAGAAUCAAUUCAAAUGGGAAUGAGUGAAUGAAUGAAUGAAUGGAUGGGUUAAAACUUAAA
Messenger RNA from Ipomoea triloba (trilobed morning glory), 2855 nucleotides. Its product is annotated as pentatricopeptide repeat-containing protein At2g31400, chloroplastic. NCBI's taxonomy places the organism in Eukaryota, Viridiplantae, Streptophyta, Magnoliopsida, Solanales, Convolvulaceae. Gene Ontology annotation, cellular component: chloroplast. The coding region runs from base 72 to 2648 and encodes 858 amino acids. The transcript has 4 exons. Gene Ontology annotation, molecular function: protein binding. The record is from RefSeq and is a predicted model, not a curated record.